This is a messenger RNA of Lytechinus variegatus (green sea urchin), 2380 nucleotides long. RefSeq names its product tyrosine--tRNA ligase, mitochondrial-like. Gene Ontology annotation, biological process: tyrosyl-tRNA aminoacylation. The record is from RefSeq and is a predicted model, not a curated record. Gene Ontology annotation, molecular function: ATP binding; RNA binding; tyrosine-tRNA ligase activity. The transcript has 13 exons. The coding region runs from base 55 to 1458 and encodes 467 amino acids. Gene Ontology annotation, cellular component: cytosol; mitochondrion. Lineage: Eukaryota; Metazoa; Echinodermata; Echinoidea; Temnopleuroida; Toxopneustidae.
ACCAUACAGUAAGUCAAAUUAUUCUGCGACUCGAGCUUGACCGUCAUUGGUAAAAUGUCUUUUACAAGAGUUCCAUUGACCAUUAAGAGACUAUUAACGAGACACGUCCAAUUACAGCUUGUUAUUCAGAAUGGAAGACGGUCAUACUGCACUAACAGUAAUAUAUUAACUCUCCACCAAAGAGGGAUUUUCAAUGAUGUAUUCCCACCUCAAAGUGAUGAGUUGCCGAAGCUUCUGAUGUCCAGCCCUCAGUGCAUCUACUGUGGAGUGGAUCCUACUGCCGAUAGUCUUCACAUAGGAAAUCUUCUUGCCCUUGUAGCUCUCAUUCAUUGCCAAAGAGCUGGACACCAGUGUGUAGCAUUGAUUGGUGGAGCCACAGCAUUGAUUGGUGACCCCAGUGGCAAGUCUACAGAAAGGGAAGCCCUACAUCCAGACCUAGUAGAAAGGAAUGCUGAAUCCAUUCACCAGUCUCUUCAGAGAAUCUUCACCAACCACGAGAGACUUCUCUGGAAACGUGAUAAGACACUGCCAGAUAUCAGAAUCAUGAAUAACCAGGAGUGGUAUAAAUCAGAAAACCUAGUGCAGUUCUUAGGGACGUAUGGUCGCUUCUUUAGAAUGGGUUCCAUGCUUUCAAGACAGAGUGUCCAGACAAGACUAAGCAGCCCAGAGGGUAUGAGUUUCUCCGAGUUCACCUACCAAAUAUUUCAGGCCUAUGACUUCUUACACUUACACGAACAAUAUGGAUGUAAUAUACAGAUUGGAGGUACAGAUCAGCUGGGUAAUAUGAUGUCAGGUCAUGAUCUCAUUAGAAGAACGACUGGCAAUGACAUUUAUGGUCUGACUAUUCCAUUAGUCACAAGUUCAACUGGAGACAAGUUAGGUAAAACAGCUGGUAAUGCAGUGUGGAUUAACAGUGAUAAAACGUCAGAGUUUGACCUCUAUCAGUAUUUCAUCAGAAUGCAUGAUAAUGAUGUGGAAAAAUCCUUGAAGCUUUUUACCUUCCUUCCUCUACAUGAUAUUGAUGCAGUGAUCAGAAAACACAAGGCAAAACCUGAGAAAAGAAAAGCCCAGAGGUUGCUUGCAGAACAAGUCCUUCUGCUAGUUCAUGGUGAGGAAGGCUUAAAUAAGGCCAGACGAUUGACCGAGGCAUUGUAUAGCUCUGACCGUGGUGCCUUAGAGAAGUUGAGCUAUGAGGAAGUGAGUCAGCUAUUCCAAGGGGCGGGAUUGGUGGAGAUCAUGUUGGAACCCGGUCUCACUGUCCAUCAAGUUGCCGUUGCUUCAGGGGCUCUAUCAAAAGAUCGAGGUCUAGCUAUCAUUGAAGACGGUGGACUCUAUGUCAAUCAACAGAGGAUCACUAAUCCUCAUGAGGUACUUCAGAAAGGCCUUCACAUCCUCAGUAAUAAUGUGACUCUCCUUAGAAUAGGCAAGAAGAACUAUACCUUGAUCAAGUGGGUCUGAGAUCUCUAGACUAUGACGUGUGUAAGAAUGCGGCCCAUCUUAGCAUCUCAUCUCCUCAAAGGAUCAUGGGAGGCAGAGGUCAGAGGUCAGGAAGGACAUAGGCCGACCAGAGAACAAUAUCAAAACAGUGCAAUGGCAUACCGAUAAAUUAAAUUGAAGUAUUUCUUCAUAAAAUCGAAGGAUUGCCUCAUGAAUAAAGUUUUGUCAGUGAGUUUCACCAACUAAAUUGGCAUACUGAUAUGACAAUUAAGUGACAGCCAGUCAUCGCUUUUAUUGAGUUUUACUGACUAAUUUUCCCUCAGCCAAUCAAAUGUAAGGUUUUUUGGUAGCUUGUAACACCUGUCUUUGAAAAUCACUGAAAACGCUUUUCAUGCAACACUCCCCUGUGUUGAGAGCCAAAGGGUUCAUCUUAAACAAAGUUACAUAGCAGUAUUAUGUAUGAAUGUUCAAUUUGAAAAAAAUACAGAAUUGUAAUUUUCACAACUUGAAAAUUAUUCAAACUGAAUGUAUGUGGAAUGUGUGUCUCAUUUUAUCUGUGCUAAAGUAAUGCAGAAACAGAAGCAGAUUUCUAAAGCACUGUCUAUAUAUGGUUCUAUUUGAUGAGUAUACAUUAUCUGUCAUGUUUAUGCAAUGCAAUCAUAAAAAGAAGAGAUUUCUUUUUUUUUAACCGUUGAUUAUCUUAGAGUGCAUUUGAGCUUUGAAUAUAUAUAAGAUAUUCUGUGUGACAUUUGCUCCUGCGACAAUUGCAAAAGAUUCCACAUAAUAAUUGAAUGAUUACCUUCAACCCUGGAUUUAACACUAUACUUUGCUAUAAACCACAAACCUAAGUCUAUAUCUUAUACCAAAGGGAGCGUUUCAUGAAAGGACUUGUUGGACGUUUUAUCCGACAAGUCCUGGGGGUGUUUCAAUAAGAAUGACUGGG